CAGGCUUUUUCCGAGCUCAGAAUAACGCAAGAGACAGUACAGGCAAGAGCACAGCACUAUUACCGGAUCACUGAACGACUCGCUCACACUUGGAUUUAUUAUAACUAUGACUCUGGAAGAAGUCAACGGACAAGAAAACACAAUGGAUACCGCUGAUAGGGUGCAAAGUGCAGGCGCAGCCCUAGAGGAGCUGCUGAUCGCCGCUAAGAAGCAAGACUACCUCACAGUUGGAGUUUACGAGUCUGCAAAAGUCAUGAAUGUCGACCCAGACAGCGUGGCAUUCUGCGUCCUCGCCACGGAUGAGGAGUACGAGUGCGACAUCGCGCUCCAGAUCCACUUCACCCUCAUCCAGGCUUUUUGCUUUGACAACGACAUCAACGUGGUGCGGGUCAACGACAUUGAUCGUCUGGCCGACCUGGUGGGCGCAGACGACAGCGGCGAGCCUAAGGACGCGCACUGCAUUCUCGUCACGAGCCCCAGUGCAAACCCGUGGAAAGACCCUGCUCUGGACAAGCUGAGCCUGUUCUGCGAGGAGAGCCGCAGCGCCUAUGACUGGGUGCCAACUAUCACACUCCCAGAGCGCUGAAGAGACAGUUCCCAGGAUGAUGGAACGAAAAAGUCAACCUUCACUUGAUGGAGUUAAGUCUUUCUGCGUCACUUGUCUGGAUUAAGAGGCUGUGACUGCACCCCAAUCCAGAGCAUUCUGGGUCAGCAUGUUGGGUCUGGAUCACCCAGUGGCGACGGCUGGAGUCCAGAGGUCAGGUGUUGACUGGAUCAUGUGGACACUGAGAAGGAGCUGGACUGUGCUGGAUGUUGCAUUAAGUGGUGACCUAUCGCUGCCCGGUAUUAGGAGCCUAUAUGAGGAGUUGGGCAGCAGGUUGCAGAGAAAAGAUACAAUGGACUUGUGAAAGUGUGGAAGUUGGACUGAAUCUGAUCACAUUGGAGCUAGUCAGAUUGUGGUUCUGAAGAUGGUGUCCAAAAGAGUCUACAUGGACUUUUCUUGUUUAAUGCAGCUAUAUAUUAAUCAGGAAGUUCUUGGGAAAAGCAAUUGUUCAGCUUGCAAAUCCUGAUUAUUAUUUUUUUAGCUGCAUCUUGUCCAGCAAGACAUUCAUGGACUAUUUGUAUUUACUUUCAAAUAUGCAUAAAAACAAUGCAAUAACUAUUUGAAUUGUAUGCACUUUGAAUGUUUUCUGAAUAAACAUUUGAGAACAAACUUA
Gambusia affinis (western mosquitofish) is the source of this 1217-nucleotide messenger RNA. It is a transcript of the gene gadd45ga, whose product is annotated as growth arrest and DNA-damage-inducible, gamma a. Lineage: Eukaryota; Metazoa; Chordata; Actinopteri; Cyprinodontiformes; Poeciliidae. Gene Ontology annotation, cellular component: nucleus; cytoplasm. The transcript is spliced from 4 exons. Gene Ontology annotation, biological process: regulation of cell cycle. Bases 107 to 586 code for a protein of 159 amino acids. The record is from RefSeq and is a predicted model, not a curated record.